Molecule: messenger RNA, 5469 nt
Organism: Trichosurus vulpecula (common brushtail)
Lineage: Eukaryota; Metazoa; Chordata; Mammalia; Diprotodontia; Phalangeridae
Product: KIAA0930 ortholog
Exons: 10
Coding region: 94-1437 (447 amino acids)
Source: RefSeq, a predicted model, not a curated record
CCUGCCCCCUCGGCGCUCCCGGGGCUCCCCCCAAUCUCGGGUCCCCCUCCCCAGGGGCCCCCCCUCCUGGGCGCCCGCGCCUGAGAUGAGCCCAUGGCCUCGUCGCGGACGCCCGGCCCGGUCCGAUCCGCUGAGCCCAGCCACGAGGAGGAGGAGGAGGGGCCGGCGGCGGGGCCGGGGGCCGGCGGGGCUCGAGACGGCGCUGGCGGCGACCGCUCCCUGCAGCAGAUGCUGCGGGCCAUCGCAGAGGAGCGGAGGCGCCUCGGCCUCCGCCAGGAGAUCAGCGGCCUCGGGUGCUUUAAGGAUGACCGGAUCGUCUUCUGGACCUGGAUGUUCUCCACAUACUUCAUGGAGAAGUGGGCCCCGAGGCAGGACGACAUGCUGUUCUAUGUGCGCAGGAAGCUCUCCUAUGUGGGGAGCAGCGACAGCCCCAGUGAGGACGGCAAGAAGCAGGUAGAUGUGGAGGUUUAUCGGCGGGACUCCAAGAAGCUGCCUGGCCUUGGGGACCCCGACAUUGACUGGGAGGAGAGCGUCUGCCUGAACCUCAUCCUACAGAAGCUUGACUAUGUGGUGACAUGUGCUGUCUGCACACGCUCGGACGGAGGUGACAUUCACAUCCACAAGAAGAAGUCCCAGCAAGUGUUCGCAUCUCCCAGCAAGCACCCGAUGGACAGCAAGGGGGAGGAGUCCAAGAUCAGCUACCCCAACAUCUUCUUCAUGAUCGACAACUUUGAGGAGGUCUUCUGCGACAUGGCUGUGGGUGAAGGCGAGAUGGUCUGUGUGGAGCUGGUGGCCAGUGACAAGGCCAACACCUUCCAGGGUGUCAUCUUUCAAGGCUCCAUCCGAUACGAGGCCCUCAAAAAAGUCUAUGACAACCGGGUGAGUGUGGCAGCUAAGAUGGCCCAGCGGAUGUCUUUUGGCUUCUACAAGUACAACAACAUGGAGUUUGUGCGGAUGAAGGGGCCGCAGGGGAAGGGACACGCAGAGAUGGCGGUCAGCCGCGUUUCCACUGGUGACACGUCCCCAUAUGGAACUGAGGAAGACUCCAACCCAGCCUCACCCAUGCACGAGAGAGUGACCUCCUUCAGCACGCCACCCACCCCAGAGCGAAACAAUCGGCCGUCCUUCUUCUCCCCCUCCCUCAAGCGCAAAGUACCCCGCAAUCGGAUUGCGGAGAUGAAGAAGUCCCACUCAGCCAAUGACAGUGAGGAGUUCUUCCGGGAUGAUGACAACGAGGCAGACCUUCACAAUACCACCAAUUUACGGUCGAGGUCUCUGUCUGGGACAGGGCGGUCACUCGUUGGGUCGUGGCUCAAACUGAACCGGGCCGAUGGGAAUUUUCUCCUCUAUGCACACUUAACCUACAUCACGUUACCCCUGCAUCGGAUUUUAACAGACAUCCUGGAAGUGCGGCAGAAACCCAUCCUGAUGACAUAGCAGCGAGCCCUGGAGAGCCAGCAUUGCCCUGGGUGCUGCUGCCAAGUGCAAGUGCCUGUCUGCCGUGGUUCUCUGUGACACCUGCUGCUGCUGCUGCCGCCGCUGCCGCCACCGCCCGGAGUCCAGAGUCCAGCAUCUGCCCCUGCCUGGCCAGGCUUGCCCAAGGGAAGCCUCUCUGAGAACACCAGCCGCCCCAACUGAAGUGCCUCUGUCUCCUUCCAUGCCAGCUGGCCCCCACGUGCACGUGCUGCAGAUGCCCUGAUGAGGAUGUGGGUCCACAGGAGGCCGGGAGGGUGACCUAAGCCACGCCAUCCUCGUUCUUUCAGACAGUUGAUUACAGAAGCAGCUUUCCAACAGAAGAGAACCAACUGAGUGUCCACAACUUUGCUGGGAACUGUCUGAACCCACCGAGGGGAGGGUCUCACAGUGACGUCCCAUGACCUCCUGGGUCUGGGAUGGCUCUUAUUCUGGUGACUAAUGACUCUCUGUGGGUAGGGGUGGGGGCCAAGGGAGGAGUGCACCCAGGACUCUUAUGCACCCCCUGGCCUUGCUCAGGCUGGGGUCUGGCCGGGCUGAGGGCAGUCCCUUUAAGUGCUCUGUGGGAAGGGGGUUUUCCGGACUGCCAGCCCCCUUCUGCUUCCAGCCAAAGAAUACCCACCACCGAUUUGGAGAAUGCCCGCUCCGGGCCAAGGCUGCAAGAGAGCCCGGAGAGGUGGAGAGUGAGGCUGGAUGCCUGGUGGGACUCUCCAGCCCCUCACGAGCGAGGAUCCCCGAGAGUUUGAGCUGCCCCGACAGUGGCGGUCAGGCAAUGUCGUCUGUAAUCUUGGGGCCGGGGCUGGGAGAGGCUUCUCUUUUCUAUGACUGCACAUUGGUCCCAUUUUUCAGUCUGAUGCACUGAGGCGUGACGGGAGUUGGUGAAGAUGGCUGGGGUUGGGGGGAGGGCAUCAGUGCCACCCAAUGGAGGAAGGAACCUUCGAACAGAAGCUUGAAUUUUUUUAUUUCCGUUUUUUCCUCUCCCUUGGCGGGCUCCACAGUGCCAGGCUUGAAUCCAGCACGAGGUGGAUUCCCAUUGUCCUAUUAACAAGGGGGCCUGUUCUGUUGUCCUGGAGAGGACAGAGGUUCUCCAGGUCCACCUGGAAUAAACCUCCUACCGACCUCGUCCAUUAUGGCCAGUUUGGGAGCCAGCCUGGGGGGCAGGGAGGGCUCCUGGUGACAUGUGGUCGGUGGUUCCAGAAGGAAACGUUUCCCAAGCUUGGCCUUAGUGCAGGGGUGGGAACACCACAGGCAAGUGAUUUCAUUUCUCGGUGCCUCAGUUUACCCAUCUGUAAAAUGGGGCUAAUCACCUACCUCACAGGGUGUCAGGAGAGAGAAAGGGAUGACAGACAGGUCACUCACAGGGAAAGUGUUCAAACCCAGGCUGGGGGAGGGGGUCACAGUGACAUCCAUCAGAAACACGUCAAGGCUGCUUUCUUGCCCCCCACAUAAUGCAGUCCAAAGCUGGAAGUCAUGCCGCCAUCGUGAGCCAUGUGCCAAAAGUUAGUGUGUUUCUUCUCUCUUUUGGGGCUUCCCAGGUUCCAAGAUCUGGGAGCUCCCACUGCCUCUCCAAAGAAUCUGGGUGUGUCCCAGAUGCUGUCACAUGCCCCCUCCCGCACUGGAAUGGGGAGGGGGGGAAUCUUCCAUGUCCACUGGAGCUGCCAUGGGUGGGGCUCAUUCCUCAAGGAGGGGGAGCAGCCAGCCCCUGGAAGGGCUUGGGUCCCUGCAGAGGGUACAGAUGAUCUAUCAGGAGGAAGUGCACCUGCCUGAACCCCCAUGGACACGUGCGCACAGACAGACCCACACACCAGCAUUUUAGAGCAGCGCUAAGGUUAGCAGGGAGGAAAUUGGAUUGGGACCUCUGUUCAAAUCUCACUCUGCCACUCAUUCCCUUGCUUUAAAAUGAGGUUAGCCUAGACAGCCCCGCUUUGGCGGCUAGCAUGGGUCGCCCUCUCCUCAGUAGACCCCCAGGGGCCAACUCUAGCCUUAACCCAAACCCGAGAUACCGAGUGUGGACUAAGGCUUGCCCAGGGGCCCUGAGCCCACAGACUCCCCAGGAGAGGGCACUUGGUUGGUUGGUGCUUGUUAGCAAGAUCUGAGCCCAGUCCUGGGGCCCACGCACAGUUAGACUAGGAGUUCCUAGCUGGGGUCCAUGGACCCCUUGUUUUUUGAGAGGGGGAUCCUGUGAACUUGGGAAAAAAUGACAUCUUUUGUAUAACCAAGGUAUAACAUUUCCUUCUGAGAAGCCCGGCCACAGGCUUCAGACUGACCAUCACAGGGGCCAAGGGCCCUAUCUUAGAGGAAAACCAGUGUGUGACUGGGGAGGGGCUGGCCUAGAGACACUUGUAGGGCAGCAGCAAUGGCCUGGACAUCUGUCUUCCUGCCAGGGCCAGAAUGGAAGAGACCUUGAACACCAUCAUUCUACGGCUAGGAAACUGACCCAGAGAAGGGAAAGGCCGGCACCCUGUGUCCCUCCACACCUUCUCCCUCCCCUGUGUCUAAGUGGGUUGCAGUGGGACCCACACCUAUCUCCUUUCCCCGAGUUUAGGAUGCCAAAGCUUGGUCGGCCUCGCCUCGCAGACAGAUGUUGGGUAGGGGGACAGCCAAAGGCAGAAAGAGGAAGGGACCCAAGAUCUGCAGCCAGUGUCUUUACCCAGCCUCCCUGCUCAGCAGAAUGAUGGCCGAAACAUUGGGGGUCUUCGAGAACCUGGGAUGACAGCUGGCAGUACUGAAGACACCCUGCCCCACCCCGCCCCCGGGUCUGGGCCACACAAAUGGGGAACAAACAGCCUGGGGCAGUGAGAACGGAGAAGGCAUGCACAGAACUCAUUUUUAGUAUAGAGUACGUCAAGACAACAAACACUUAUUAAGCGCUUACUGUGUGCCCAUCACUGUCACGCCAGCUUCCGGGAAUGGUUGCUCCAUGGCAUGUUCUGGGAGUGAUCAUUUCCCUUUACGUUUGCCACGCUCUGAUGUUUUCUCCUGUAUUUACCAACUGACCUAGAACCUAGGACAGAGGGCUCCUCUUCCAAGGGAGGGUCUUCCUGGCUUUGCCUGCAUCCCCUGUGGACUGGACCCUUUCUAUGUGCUGUUCUACUGACGAGAGAGGAGUUGGCCCCAAGACUGGACAUAUGGGCAGGGGAGCGUUGUCUUCCCAGCGCUUGUGCAAACAAUCCUGGAGCCCUCCUCCUGCUAAAAGAGAGGGGCAGCUGUCCAAGAGUUUGUGUUUACAGUUUUCUAUGCCCCGGAGGCACAGAGGGAUCAUCUCCUAACAAUCCCUGUCCGGAGCCCCCCAGGAGCUUGGGGAGCAGCCACAUGCCCAUCCCCUAGGGUGCUGAGCAAAGCUCUGGUCCUCCUGCUGGUAGGAGGGGGCAGGGGAUGGGAAGGUGUAAAUACCCUGUCUGUGUUUCCUGAUCCUUGUCCAAGUCUCCACACCUGUAAACACCUGUUCAAAGGAGUUUCCUCCCACUAUGUUAAGGCUUCCCCACUCUGGAAAAAAAUGUUUUGGUGUUGACAUGGUUGGAUCACACUCAAGGUGACCUGGGUGCGCUGGUGUGUCGGACUCUGAGCACCGGGCUGGCCAUCCUCCCAAGGGAAAACGCCCCCACCCCUGCCCCCAUCACCUCCUUCCAUGGCUGCCCUAGGGAAAGCUCUACCUUGGGGCUCCCCAACAAGGUCUGUCUUCAGCCAAGGAGGUGUGUGUGCCAGCCUCUGGACACCUGGCAGACACUGGGGCAUCUGGCCACACCUGAUUAGGGCGUGGCUUCUGGGUCAGCCCCGGUCGCUCUGGAAAGGCCUUCCGGGAGGAGAAGGCUGCACUGUGAGCAAGCAUGGGCCCAUCCCUUCCUAGGUCUCAGAGUAUAGAUGGAGGGGGAUGGGCUUGGGAUCCAGCUCUAGGGGUUGGGGGGUGGGCUGAAGGUCGUCCAGAAGGUGAUUUCACAACUCGGCUCAUCUGGGGCCAGAGUACCAGGUGGCGUCUGACUUUGUUCUUGGUGUACC